CAGAUUUUGUCUCGCCGUACGUGGAUCAGAGCGAGCAAACAUGGCUGCCUCGCCGUCGUCGACCCUUGUGAGCCCUCCUCGUGUUGACCUCGACGGGGAGGACACGAGCACGCUGGUUCGUGGCACGCCGGAGUGGCUGCGGUGCGCGGGCCUCGUCCGCCGCGCGCUUGAGGCCAACGGGUGCGUCGCCGUCGGGUGUCGCCGCCGCGUACCGCCGGAGCUGCGGGAGCGGAUGCUCGUGGCGAUGGCGGAGCUGUUCGCGCUCCCGCGCGAGACGAAGCGCCGGACCGGCGCCGCGGACGGCCCGUACAGGGCGUACAUGGAGAAGCGGGACUCCGCCGCGUGCCAUCACGAGGCGUUCGGGGUUCUCAACGCGGCCGCCGGCGGCGGCGAGGAGGCCCGCGCGUUCGUUGCGCGCGCGUGGCCGCACGGCAACGACCGCUUCCUGGAGACGCUGACUUCGACGGCCGGAGAGAUGGCGAGGCUGGCCCGCGUGAUCCUCGCCAUGGUCGUCGACGGCUACGGCCUCUCGCACCGCUCCGACGAGAUCGUCGCCGCCACGGACACCAACUUCCGCAUGCUCAGGUACCACAACGACAACACGCGGACGUCGUCGUCGGACGGGCAGCCGGCCGUCGGCCUCGCCGCCCACGUCGACGGGAGCUAUCUGACGGUCCUGUUCCAGAACGACGUGGACGGCUUCGAGAUGAGGACGGGGGACGGCGGGGAGUGGGCGAGGGUGCACUCUCCAGGCCCCGACUCCCUCCUCGUCGUCGCCGACCAGCCACUCGUGGUGAGUUGUGAGCUUGUGCCACAGCCGGCGCUUCAAUUGCAUCUCUUGGUUCACUCGUGGAGUAGUUGGGAACUGACUUGCUGCAGGCUUGGAGUAACGGGAGGCUGCACGCGCCGGUGCACCGGGUGGCCGUCGGCGGGCGGGAGGACCGGCUGUCCUGCGGCGUGUUCCUGCUUCCAAGAAGGAACCUCGUCGUCGACGCGCCGCCAGAGCUGGUCACCGUGGACGCCCCGCGCCGGUUCAGGCCGUUCGAGUACAGUGACUACCUCAGGUUCAAGCACGCCGGCGGCAAGGGCGAGGACGUGCUCGACCGCUUCGCUGGGAUUUGAUACGUUGCAUUUUCCUUUAUCAAAGGUGUCGGCCCCUUGCACGUUAACGAAUUAAGAAUUACACAUGUUGACAAGUUGCACGUUGCACUUGACUAAUUUCUACUAAUUCAUUAAGCUA
This is a messenger RNA of Triticum urartu, 1240 nucleotides long. Its product is annotated as putative 2-oxoglutarate-dependent dioxygenase AOP1. Lineage: Eukaryota; Viridiplantae; Streptophyta; Magnoliopsida; Poales; Poaceae. The record is from RefSeq and is a predicted model, not a curated record.